AUGGAGGAUUUAAUUAUUGUUGCGGCAAGGCUGAAGAUACUUUCUAUACAGACUUGGGAAAGUCCAUCUGCUUUCACCUCGAUUAAGAAAACCCUUUUGUUGCUGGAGUUGGAAGUGAGCUCUAUUUUCGUGAGAACUUGGGUUGCGGUAUAUGGGAGGUCUACUGUUCCUCCACAAGCUGCAAUGCGGCACAAUGCCAUCACCUUUGUUGCAGCAAUGGAGAAGCAGGCUAUGAAAUAUAUUGACCAGACACCUGAUCUUGAGACCAAGAUUGUGCUUAUUAGGACCCUUAACUCUGUUGCUGCUGGGAAGUCAAGCCUUCUUAAUGCCGCUUUAGAAGAUAAAAAUCUCUCAGAAAUUCCCCAAUUAAGGUUGCAGCAGAAACAAUUGGUCACAAUGGAGGUUAUCCAAUUAACUACUCUUUGGAGUACUUUCAGAGAUGAAUUUGAGAAUGAGAAGAACAUGCUCGAAGGCGCACUCGUUGAGAAGGCAGCAGAAGAUCUUAGACGGAGAAUAAGCGAACAUGAAGCUGAGAAGCACCUCUCCAAAAUCGUUGUUUCCAAGUCCCUGGUGGGAAAGAUAGACCUGCUGAUGGGAGUUGUCUGUUUCCAGAUGACAAAGGAGAGCAAUGAUACUUGA
Eucalyptus grandis is the source of this 639-nucleotide messenger RNA. RefSeq names its product 26S proteasome non-ATPase regulatory subunit 12 homolog B-like. The transcript is spliced from 5 exons. Bases 1 to 639 code for a protein of 212 amino acids. Gene Ontology annotation, cellular component: proteasome regulatory particle, lid subcomplex; nuclear proteasome complex; cytoplasm. The record is from RefSeq and is a predicted model, not a curated record. NCBI's taxonomy places the organism in Eukaryota, Viridiplantae, Streptophyta, Magnoliopsida, Myrtales, Myrtaceae.